UAUGAUUAGGAGCAAAGAGGAGGAGAAGGAGGAGGAGGAGGAGGAGUUGGACAAGAAGAUCCUUGAGAAGACGCGGUAGCUGAGGGUGAGAGGUGCUAGUUAGGCUUAGAGUCGACUUCUUUACACGUUGCACCAACUCGCAUCCGUCUGACGCGUGUGUCGGUCUUUUUUCUUCUCUUCCCCGAACUCCAGACGAGGGCGCCGGCACCUCCCACGGCGGCGCCGACUACGACGGCACUUACGGCGGUUACCCCAAGACGGAGGGGGACCAGGGGCAACACCUCCCCCCAGACCACCUCUCGUCUGACCACCUCCCCUCUGACCACCUCCCCUCAGACGCCACGGACGCCAGCGGCCAGAGAAUGACGGUGACGCCGGAGCUGCUGGGCCUCAUGCCAUCCAACGCAACCUCACAUUAUUCGUCAGACACGGACAGUCUAUCGGGGACGCCGGGCGCUCGCAAGCUGUGGACGGACGAGGACAUGGACAAGGCCCUAGACGCCCUCCGCAACGCCGCCAUGUCCCUGAGCAAGGCGGCGCACGUGUACGGCAUCCCCGCCACGACCCUGUGGCAGCGCGCCCACCGCAUGGGGAUCGAGACGCCCAAGAAGGAGGGCCCAAACAAAACGUGGAGCGAGCAUGACCUCGCCGGGGCCCUCGAGGAGCUCCGCACCGGCAGGAUGUCUGCCAACAGAGCCUCCAAGGAGUUCGGGAUCCCCAACUCCACCCUGUACAAGAUCGCGCGGAAGGAGGGCAUCAAGCUCUCGUCGCCCUUUUCCGCCAUCCAGCCCUCGUGGAACCCCGACGACUUGACGAAGGCGCUGGAGGCCAUUCGGGGUGGAAUGAGUGUCCAGAAGGCGGCCCAGGAGUUCGGCAUCCCCACCGGGACUCUGUACGGGCGCUGUCGGCGGGAGGGGAUCGAGCUCAGCAAGUAUCAGGGAGUGCCGUGGUCGGAGGAGGACAUGAAGGACGCGCUGGAAGCCGUGCGGGUGGGCGAGAUGUCCAUCAACCAGGCCGCCAUUCACUUUAACUUGCCUUACUCGUCUCUGUACGGGAGGUUCAAGCGCGGCAAGUACGAGGACGGCCUGCCCCACCAGGAUUUCCUCCACCAGGAGAUGACGGUGGAGCACUACCCCGCGGACCCCCAGCAGCCCGCCCAGAACCCUCAGCAGCCCCCGCAGCCCCCUCAGCAGCAGCAGCACACGCCGCCGCCCCAGCAGCAGCAGCAGCAGCAGCAGCUCACCCCAGGACCGCCCUCGGAGCAAUAUUGACUAGAUGAAGGGAACACUGGCCGCCACAGCGCCGACGUCGCGCCGGACCAACGCCGGUCCGAGUGCCCGUCGGAGGAAGAUCAGAAAAAGUCACAGCCGACGCCUCAGUCACAGCGAGGAAUUCAGGACUUGCAGCAACAGCAACAACCGCAGCAGCCGCAAACGCAGCCUACGGAGGUACAGACACAGGUUCCCCAGCAGGACGCCCCGCCGCCCGCCCUGGGUCCUGGCUCGGACUAUGGCGAGAAUGGAGGGCCGCCCACGCCCGUGGUCUUCACGGGCGGGGAGGCUCCCCUUUACUCCGCCACAGCCGCCACGGAGCCUCACCAUCCAGCACUCUAUUCACCGCCUGCGUCACUCCCUCAAGAGCCGCUUUAUCCUCCCGCAGCUUCUUUGGCUCAGCCUCCGCCGCCUCCGCACCCGCAGGUGUACCCACAUUACUACCCGCUACCCGAGUACCCUGCUCUGCGGCCCGAGUACCGUGCCUACCAGCCGUACCCGCCGCCGCGGCCCGACGAUCCGACUCGGCCUGUGCAGUAUCCGCACUACCCGCCCUACCAUUUCUGACGCUGUGGCCACCAGUGUUCCCGCAGUCCAGCCGCCUUUUCCCACUCACGCACCUUUGGGCAGCACUGCGUAUGAGCACUCCCCUUCUACCCUCCCCUUGUGCCCCCUUAGCGCGUAGCUCCGCGUAGCUCGGGGGUACAAUAAAGAACAACAACAAGAAGAACAAGAAAAAUCUUUUAUGUAAACUUGAAAGAAAGAAAAAAGAAAGCUAGAAACAAGAAAAUAUGUAAACAAAAAGCGAGACAACUUUUUCGUAUGAAAAGAACUUUUAUUCACAAAUGAAGCAACAGCAUCUCAGGUGCCCCCCUCCCCAGACUUCCCUUUAUUGUGUUUGUGUGUUGAAACGAAAAAGAAGAAAAGAAGAGGAGGAGGAGAUAACUUAUCAAGAAGCAAAACAUACGAAAACGAAGAAGAAAAGGUGUAAACAUUUUUUAGCACAGAAGUCAUCGUUUCCAAAUAGUUUUUUUUUUUUUAGUAGGAACUAAUGUCCAGCACUUUCAAGAAAGAACGUGUACGAGUUCGAACACACGUGUGUAUGUGUGUGUGUGUUUACGUAUGUACAUAUUUGUGUACAUGGGUAUACACACAUUUGUUAUACGCAUACAUACAUGCGUACGUACAUACAUGUUUAUAUAUAUGUAUGUAUGUAUGCACGUAUUUAUAUCAGGGAUUGGAAAGAAAAGAAAAAACGUUUAGAAACCUCGGCCCUACAAAGAGAGAACCGGUGACCAAAAUUGCCGAGAGAAAGAUGGAAAGAUUUUUUUUUUUGUGUGUGUGUCUCAAGAUUUCGAAUAGGUUUUAGGCCCGAAGUGUGACGCGAGCAUUUUGUUUUGCUCUUCAGGUUUAUAUACAUAUAUAUUUAAGGAAUAGAAAGAAAAGUUGUGUUUUAUGUACGAAGGAGAAAAUGGAAAACAAGAAGAAAAGUGGAAAAGAAGAAACGAGACGAGAUGCGUGUACAUGUUUAUUUAUUUAUUUUUUUUUAAUGUUAUUUCUAUUUUUUUU
Molecule: messenger RNA, 2840 nt
Organism: Penaeus indicus
Lineage: Eukaryota; Metazoa; Arthropoda; Malacostraca; Decapoda; Penaeidae
Product: mblk-1-related factor 1-like
Exons: 4
Coding region: 363-1271 (302 amino acids)
Biological process (GO): regulation of transcription by RNA polymerase II
Cellular component (GO): nucleus
Molecular function (GO): DNA binding
Source: RefSeq, a predicted model, not a curated record